UAUGAUUAAAGUGCUUUGUAUGCGUGAAUGUCUAGUUGUCAAAUAGUGUAGAAUUUAGGUAGAAGUAGUUUUUAAUAAAAACCGUAGUCAAUUUAGUUUAAAACAUUUAAAAAUGGGUUGCUGCUACAGUUUUUGCAAGGAAGACACCACAUCACAGAAUGGAGAGCCUACAGAGCAUUCUCGCUUGUUGGUUGACCCGGUCAGUAACAACACUUCCAUACAGCGAGUCCAUAGUGAUGAUUUUGAAGCGCAGUAUCCCAACUCGCUACCAAAAAAGACGGACGAACAGUCGGCUCUCAAUAGGAUCCUUCAAGAAGCAGCCACGAACGUGAUAGACGUGGCAGCGAUGGGAGCCCACAACCUAGAACAGCACGAGUAUGCGGAGAGGGUGAACCACUACAAACUGAAACUGCAAGGGGUCGCCAACCGUCACCAGGCGCCUCGGAAACAGUCCUGUCUUCUGGUAGACAUACCUCUACCAGACAAGGUGUUGGCCAUCACACCUAUAGAAGACAAGGAUAUACACCAGAUAAUGGCAGCUUGUGAAUCAGCGACGGCAGCUUUAGCCGAGCUCAAAGUCGAACAUAAAGAAGAUCUUGUUGUUCCGUUCAGAAUCCCUUGAGUUCCUUUACAAUCCCUUAUCAACAGAGUGUCUUGUAUCUAUUUUUGUAUCAAAGUUUCAUAGGGCUCGUCAGCUUCCACUAUCGCUAGCUUUACGUGUACAGUAUCAUCGUCUUGUAGUUACGAGGAAAUUAUUUUGGGAAAGAUUUUUUCUCUGUUGGCACAUAAGGCUGAAAACGGUGUAUUUUUAUAAUGUGUGAAGUAAGUGAACGUAAACCUUUUAACUGUGAAAAGAUUGAGUCUCUUUUAACGAUUGUGAAGCUGUUAAACUACCUUUUUCCUGGGUACCAAUUUUUUUAAGGCUGGAAAUUAUUAUAGUCUGUAUGGUGGAACCUGUCUCCCGAGCCUUCCGUCUACAUGGCACUUAACCCAUUGUCCAGUUCCCAGGUAGAUGGAGUCUCAGUAUACAGGUUCCAUCAUACAUACUUUAGACAGAAUUCACUGCUAGUGAAGUCCAAUAUCUAAAGGGUACAUAAAAUAGUUCAAGCACUAUCCCAAUAAAUUGAUGAUUACAUAAUUUUACUAAAAAUGUAGAUGGAUUAAAAGUUUUGUUUUAUGACAACAAAUUAUUCAAGUUUAAUUUAGGUCGUUGGAUAUUUGUAAUACUUCUCAUAAAAACCAUAUUGUAUAUUUAUUUAUUGAUUAUUGGAUAUCUACAAAAUUACCUCUCAACAUUCAAUUUUUUGUAAUAGAAGUAUUUUUAUUGCAAUUAAGUAAAUGAAACUUGUCUUUGUGUAUGUGUAAACGUUUUGAAGCAAUUAAAUCAUAUUAGGUGCCUUUGAUAGUAAAAGAUCUAUUUAAAGACGAUUACAUAAUUGAGAUCUUAACCGAGAAGUCAAUUAGGCUAUUUAAAGAAAGACCAAAUCGUCGGGAACUACAUGUUAGGAUUUUGUUCAACUUUCCUGCUGGUCGAGGAGAUUUAUUUUUUGUCUUGAUCUAGUGGCAACAUCAAUUUUAUCUACUAUAAAUCAUUUUCUUUAGAGGAAAUUGAGAUAAGGUGCAUAUUAUAGUUUUAAAUGUUAAAUUGAAAGAUUGCAUAUCAAACACUACAUCAUCUUUGUCUAUUAUUACAGUUUAUUUUGUUUUGAAAAAAUUCUAGUAAGACCUAUUUUGCUUUUGAAUUUAUAAAUUAGCCCAUAUAAAGUAGAAGUGUAUCAACAAAUUGACAAAAACUUAUAAGGUAGGCCUACUGCAUUGUUGUAUCCUACUUGCUGGAGUGAAAUAUAGCUUGUGUGAAAUAACUUUGAACAUAAAUUUAAAGUGUCAACCAGUUAAAGUAUGUCUCUAGGGAAUUUAAGGUAUAUUAUAUUGUCUAAGCAUAAAGUACAAUUUAACUUUCUUUGCUACGCCUAUACUAGAAUAUUUUGUAACUUUUCAAAUAUAUUUUAAUGUGAUUAUGUAAAUUUGUAAAUUUGUAUAAUGAUACCGGUAUGAAUUAAGUUUGGGAUUUAUUUUCCUGUAAAGUAGCGUUGCUGAUACGCAAAAUUACCAAUUGUAAAAACCUUAAACAAAAUUUGUCGGCUAAAAUGGUUUUUAAUUAUUUUAAUUGUCUGUAAUCGUGAAUAGGUAAUAGCAUACAAGAAUUUUAAGAGGAGACGUUAUGGUUGAAUUUUGCAUGGAGUUGUAAUUUUUAUUACUUUAACAUUACGUUACUGAGAAGCCAAUUGUGGGAGUAAUCAGUAAGUGGCUGUAAUUCAAGGGGUUAUGAACUACCAUAUAGGUUCAAUUUAACCCCCUGAUUUACCAUCACUCUAGUCCAUAUUGUUAUCUGUACAUAUUUAUUCCCUAGUAUUAAGCGUUUUGUAUAUUUGAUUUAAUCUCAAUAAAAUGUGAUACAUAGAACAUUCUAAA
Messenger RNA from Macrosteles quadrilineatus (aster leafhopper), 2472 nucleotides. It is a transcript of the gene Lamtor1, whose product is annotated as ragulator complex protein LAMTOR1. The record is from RefSeq and is a predicted model, not a curated record. The coding region runs from base 113 to 622 and encodes 169 amino acids. Gene Ontology annotation, cellular component: lysosome; membrane raft; Ragulator complex. Gene Ontology annotation, molecular function: guanyl-nucleotide exchange factor activity; molecular adaptor activity. Gene Ontology annotation, biological process: regulation of receptor recycling; cholesterol homeostasis; positive regulation of MAPK cascade. The transcript is spliced from 5 exons. Lineage: Eukaryota; Metazoa; Arthropoda; Insecta; Hemiptera; Cicadellidae.